Pichia membranifaciens NRRL Y-2026 is the source of this 1420-nucleotide messenger RNA. RefSeq lists its product as hypothetical. The transcript has a single exon. The record is from RefSeq and is a predicted model, not a curated record. Lineage: Eukaryota; Fungi; Ascomycota; Pichiomycetes; Pichiales; Pichiaceae. The coding region runs from base 91 to 1374 and encodes 427 amino acids.
GCUAGACGAGAAAAUCAUCGCUUACACGCUUUUUGAUAUUCGCUUCACUACUGAAAACAAAUCAAAAACUACUGGUUGUAGAUAUAUUUGAUGCCCCUGCCAGGAGCGCCACUGCACAUGACGACUUUGAAUCAAGUACAACUAGAUGAGCUGCAUCUAUUAGAGAAAAAAUUAGUUCGGAAGUGGGUCUUUUGGGAGGAGGAAGAUGAUAUAACCGUGAUAGCGGAACAAAAUGAAAUAAGAAAGCAAUGCGAUUCAAUUGUAGAGCAGAUAGAUCAAUGUAUUGAUAACAAUCACGCUUCGGAGAAGCUUGUUCUAUUCAUGGGAAGAUUCUAUCUGGAAGAUAAGUCAUUGGCGCCAUGGACCUCGACAAAAUCCAAGAAUAUUUCAACUCGAUUUUUCCAAAGAAUAGUGGCUGAUGCUAACAUGAAAGAGAAAUGCGAAUCAUUCAUAGUGGACAAAAUACAUAACACUCUACAAGAGAUGAAGAGUGCAAACCUUUCAUCUGAGGUCAACAGUUCGGGUUACAAGAAAACAUCAAAGCUGAAGAUUGGAGGAAAGCUAAUUGGUAGCACUUAUACAAAAAUGUUAGAUAAAAUGGAAAAGUUCAAGAAUGACCAUCUCACAGAACUGGGGCACUUGCACUUUCUCAUCGAAAAAACUGACAUGGAAAAGAACUGGCGAUAUAUUCUUCCUUUACUACUUGCAUUACUAGAUGACACUGACGUCCUCGUGAAACGAGAAGCCGCGUUACUUCUUGAUAUGAUAUGCCUCAAGUUGGCCAUCAUAGAACCUAUACCGGCCAAUAUAAUUAUAAAGUCUCAAACGAUGCCGUUAUUCAAAACGGCCAUACAACCUUUACUACUUGCUCUCCCUUCUUUGACUCCCGAAACAAAGAGUGUUGAAAUUCUUUUACCUGCAUAUAAGGCUAUCUUCGAUCUCUUCCAAGUUUCGAUCACAGAUAAGUUGGAAUUCUACAAUAGCAUGAGUGCUCUACUCAACGAUACUUUGUUGCCGUCGAUUGGCAAGUGCAAAGAUUAUGCCCAGGUGUCGCUUGAGCUUACACUGAUUCUACAGGAAUUUUUACAAAGAUGUGGUGAUUUUUCCAAGGUUUUAACGAAACAGGUGAUUUACACUUUACUAACGGUUCUCAUGGACCCUUACAUAUCCUUUGCCCCUGCUGUUGUUUCUGCUAUCCUUUUGGUUAUUCAAGAAUGCAUGGCCAGCAAUUCAGCGGAAAGCCGGAAGAGAUUCAAAUAUGACGUCCUGGGUUGCAUGGGUAUCCUAAAACGUCGGCUUCAAAAUAGAGAGAACCACCUCGAUGCUAAUAUAGAGGGUCAAAUUGAAGUUCUAGUUAAUUGUGUAAAUAUCUAGCAUCUUUACCAUGUAAUUUAUGUAGUGUAUAGUAUAAUAAGGAAGA